GAUGGGAAAGGAUGCAAAUGGCGGAUGCUUGCUCAACGUACUGAACCUGGCAGCUUACCUUGUGAACUUGGCCAUCACUUACGGCUCUUUGACUGGUGCUUUUGGGCCCACCAACAGCAACCUCAGUGCCAAGUACCAUACCCUCCUCACGCCAUCAGGCUUCGCCUUCUCGAUUUGGGGGCCCAUCUUCAUUUGGGAGGGGGUGUUCGCUGUGGCGCAGAUGUUCCCAUCGUAUCGCGCCAACCCAAUCGUUACGACUAUUACUCCCUGGUGGAUUGGCGCAUGCAUUUUCCAGUGCGCAUGGACUCUCUUCUUCGCGCAGGAGGUCAUGAUUGGGGCAAUGGCUUGCAUGUUGGGCAUCUUCAUUUGCCUCAUGGUAGGCAUUUUGCGCCUAGAUUUCCUGGAAAAGAUCUCCACCUGCGACUACUGGCUGCUCAGGGCGCCAUUCUCGCUGCACUGCGGCUGGAUUGUUGCGGCCACUUCUUUGAGCCUGGGCAGUCGUGGUUCUAG
Molecule: messenger RNA, 510 nt
Organism: Symbiodinium pilosum
Lineage: Eukaryota; Dinophyceae; Suessiales; Symbiodiniaceae
Source: the annotation of a GenBank genome assembly